Molecule: messenger RNA, 2414 nt
Organism: Homarus americanus (American lobster)
Lineage: Eukaryota; Metazoa; Arthropoda; Malacostraca; Decapoda; Nephropidae
Product: probable G-protein coupled receptor Mth-like 3
Exons: 5
Coding region: 113-667 (184 amino acids)
Biological process (GO): G protein-coupled receptor signaling pathway
Cellular component (GO): membrane
Molecular function (GO): G protein-coupled receptor activity
Source: RefSeq, a predicted model, not a curated record
GUUAGGUUAGGUUUGGUUUAUUGUUUAUUUUGUUUCAUGUUUCGUUCUUAAAUCUCCAUUUUGACUCAUAACAAAUAUUGUAACCAAUAUAUUGACUAGGAAUGGUAUAGACAUGAGGCAGUUCGGAAGAUGGUUCAUAUGUUACAAUAUUUACGCCUGGGGUUGUCCUGUCGUGGUGGGUUUGGUGGCCGUCCUUAUGGAUACAUUAAAGCCCUCUGGUGCCGCUCUUCCUUAUUUUGUGUCUCCUAACUGUUGGUUCAGAGACAAGGCUUCAGCAUGGGCCUACAUGUACGGUAUAGUGUUAGUGUUGCUGAUGGUCAACCUGUGUCUCUUCAUCCACUUGGCCUACAGGUUCAAAAGAAUGUUUAACGUGCAGCCGUCCGCAACAAGACCAAGACAAUUCGGGCUAAGGCUCCGUGUACACUUGACGCUGAUGGUGAUCAUGGGUCUGGGCUGGGCGGGAGAGUUGCGGGUCACAAACUUCACAAGUUGUAAUUGGAGGUCAGCAGCAGGUGUCAUAGUAAGCAACCUUCAAGGUGUACUGUUGCUAUUGUUGCAAAUCUUCAACUUAAGAAAACAACGUUUGAUGACUGAGACGAGGAGGGGCACCAACAGGAUGUGGUCAGGAGGUGGCUCAAACAGAGAAAAUUGUAUCACCAGACUUUGAUCACAUUCAACAUAACACCUACGACAUUUAACAUAACACCUAUAACAAAUAACAUGACACUUAUAACAAAUAACAUAACAUCUACAACAUUCAACAUAUCACCUAUAACAAAUAACAUAACACCUACAACAUUCAACAUAACACCUAUAACAAACAACAUGACACUUACAACAUUCAACAUGAUACCCACAACAAAACAUGACACUUACAACAUUCAACACGAUACCCACAACAUCAGCAUGACCCAGGAUAAUUAUGGAAUCAACAACUGUAGACACUUGCCACCACCUUCGCCCUCACUGGACGGGGGGCUGCAAUGUUUACUGCUCGCAAGACCUGUGGGCACGCCAGUUCACCUGUGUUUUAAAGCCAGCUGCUUCUACAUGAAAGAGAAGGUUUUGCCACAUCCAGUCCAGGAAAGUCUUUUAUCGAUAGGAGGUCUGUUAGGCCCCGUCCCAUAGGCAUCUACCGGUGUAGGGUUGUCAUGCCGGGCCCGACAGUUUAAGGGAUCGUGUGAUGGUGUAGGUGUUAAUAAAGGUUCCAGUAUGGAUGAAAGUGUGGAUACUGUGCACACGAUUAAGGCUGUAAUACAAGAUUAAUUUGUAUACUACCGGUACCUUCCUAUCUAAUACAUUAGCAACACGGUUUGGUGGGCACUUUUUGCCUGCAGAGACCUGGGCAACCGCUAUCAUCUGCCUAUAGGGAGCAACUCUGCCCAACACGCCCUGAGGUCUUAUUACUAUUGGAAGCGACAUUUUCGUUUGAUGUGCUUACUGAUAAUCUGUACUGUGUGAGUUCGUAUGUGACCAGUAAGAACCACAGAGGUUUUGUAGAUGCUCAUAUAUGUCUGGAAAUGAUGAGAAACGGUGCUGAAUAGUGAAACAUUUAACCCCCUAUGUUGGCUACUGGUACGUGCAUGUAUCACAAAAUGUUGUGUUCUCGAAAUCAAGGGAGAGGGACAAUGUGCUGUGUUUGUAACUGACUCUUUACUUUAGCUGUCACAUAUGAUCAGGGCCGGAUUAAGACCCUUAGAGGCCCUAAGCACUUAAAGGAUUUUGGUGCCCCCCCCCCCCAUAUAUAUGUAAUUCAAAAUAUAAACAAUAAUAAACCAUAAAAUAAAAUGUUAUUUUUCGAAAUUAAACAAAAUUUACAGUAAGAUGGAAAAUAAUGUUUAUUUUUGUAUACGUCCACUUUAUUUAUAGUUGGAAAGUUUUCUCCUACUUUUUUUAAUUGCAAAGUCUUUGAUCAGAUCCUCAAAACUAGUCUUAUGUAACACAUCUGCUUCUAUACUUAGUAGAGAUAAGGCAUCCAACCUGCCUUGUUGCAUAGUUGUUCUGAUGGGAUUUUUAAUAUACUUCAACUUAGAAAAUGAACGCUCAGCUGAGCAAUUUGUGACCAUUAAUGUUAAAAAUAUACGAAAGCCAAUAUCAACAUUUGGAAAGGCACACUCAAUAUUGUCUUCUACAAUCAUUUUAUAUAUAUGUAUGUAUUUUUUUCAUUUAAUGUGUGGGCCUCUUUUUGUGAACCUUGGUUCAGCUGCACCAUUUGCAGUUUUGCACCAUAUGGUCCAUGGUAAAUCCGGCUAUGGAAAAUUUCUGUGGUGCCCCCCUUCCCUUGAUGCCCUAAGCACGUGCUUAUUUUGCUUAAUGGUUAAUCCAGCCCUGCAUAUGAUGUUCUUAACCUAGCCUUUUUGUUUUUGUCACUCGUAUGUUGCUAUGCAGUGUAUCUUAAUAAAGUUUAAUAUUGA